Molecule: messenger RNA, 963 nt
Organism: Trichoderma breve
Lineage: Eukaryota; Fungi; Ascomycota; Sordariomycetes; Hypocreales; Hypocreaceae
Exons: 1
Coding region: 1-963 (320 amino acids)
Molecular function (GO): protein binding
Source: RefSeq, a predicted model, not a curated record
AUGAUGGUUGCGUUUAAUGUUGACUCUGGGAUUAGCAUUCUGGCUUCGAAGCCAUUCAAAUUCGUCGUCGGGCCUAAGAAGAAGCAAUUCUUAAUGCAUGAGGCUGCGAUAACAAGACUUUCCAAGACACUUGACAAACUCUUGAAUGGGGGCAUGAAAGAGUCGAAAGAGCAUUCUGUUUGUUGGGAGGACAUCGAUGAGAAAACCUUUCUCCGCUUUGGCGAAUGGGCUUACACGGGAGAUUACAAGCCUGAAGAACCGGAGAUCCUUUUGGAUGCUUCUCAAAUUGCAUUUUCUAAAAAGGAUGUGAAAAAUGCAACGCCUAGCAAGGCAGAGCCUGUCACCAAAUGCCUCGCUGCAUUCACUUCUACCAUAGUAACAGGUCCCUUCGUGCAUUGUGGGCGGGAUGCGACUUCAUCAACCACCAUAUCCUGCGGUAUUUGUACUACCAGUUUUUCCACCCUCCGCUGUCACAAUUAUUGUGGUACGUAUCAAUUUUCUACUUGUCCGCGAUGCCGAGGCGGCAGCACGCCGAAAAAGAAAACACUGGUCGAGAAAUUCAACAACAAUUCCGCAUAUGAAUCUCCAACUACGCCUUUCACGCCUCGCAAGAACACUGAGAGCUGUGAAGAUUACAGCGGAGUCUUCCUCUCUCACGCUCAGCUGUAUGUCCUGGCGGAUAAAUACGAUAUCAAAGAGCUGUGUGAUCUCUGUGCGCAUAAACUCUGGGCCACCUUGAAGGAAUUCGUACUCUAUCCAGAGCGCAUGGGAGACGUUGUUGGCCUGGUGAGAUACACGUUCCAGAACACGCUGGAGAGCGACAAGCUGCGUACUCUGUUGAAGGAUUUCUGUGCCUGCACUGUAGAAGAAUUGUGCAAGGGCGAAGGUUUUCAAGAUCUGAUCUGCGAAGCCCCAGAAUUUGCGUCUGAGUUGAUUAAGGAUAUGAGCAUGCGACUGUGUUAA